GAAUUGUUUGUACUUUGAAUGAUUUGUUCCUCCUCACAAGUUGAACGAGAUUUGCAAUCAAACAAACCAAGAUUCUGUAUGAGUGUGAAGCUCUCGAACGUAACGCAUUUGAAUUCGGGGAUGGGAGAACAAAUGGCAGCCACAAAGCCGUGGCCUUCUUUGAAUAAAACCCAUUUGAAUUCAUCUUUGACAAGCAAAGGGACUCGGAACUUCUGACGUGGGCCAUGACCCUUUGAAAAGCGUGCCUCUUGGUGAAAACAGAGCACCACCAAACUCUCUGUAAGAAUCAUCUCUAACUCUAAUCCCAAACGAUCCUAUGUCUACUGUGUAACACGUGCCUCCCCCUCUUUGUCACGUGUCCACUACGGACACGUGGAGCAACAGAAACUACUUCAACCUCUCACCCUCUGACCUCUAUAUAUCCAAGUCCAAGCACCCCAAUCUCAUAAACCAAAUAUCCAAACUAGACUAGGGUAACAAUGGAGGUCUCUCUGUGUCACACAAAAACACACGACUUUUGCUCUUGUUCUAUCCCCACACGCAAAACCAGAGACCCUUCAACUCUCAACCCUUCUUGGGGAUUGAGACUUAGGCCAUGGCAGAAUCAUGGGUUAAGCUUAAUGCAGCAAAGAGUGGAUCACAAGAAAUCAUCAUCAGCAGUGGUGGUUCGAUGUGCAGACACCGGUUGUUCGUCGGGGCCGGUGAGCGAGAUAGAAGGAGAGCUGGAGGCCGAGAUUCGACCAGAAGACGAAGUAGAGGAGUGGCUGAGAGUAGGGAGGCUGAGAGAGAAGUGUGGAGACAGAGGAAUGGUGGAGCUGUUGGAAUGUUUGGAACGUGAAGCCAUCAUGGGAGAAGAUGAAGGCAAGGAACCCAAUGACUACAACAGAAGGGCUCAGAUCUUUUAUAAGAGUUCCAGAGUUUUCCAGGCUCUCAAGGAACGUAACCAGUCUUGAUAUUCAUGUCCAAUCUUCAUUACAAUGCAACGAUUGUAUUCAUAAAUUGUUGUUUAAGGAAUCAAAAACGUUGUCUCUUCUUGC
Prunus avium (sweet cherry) is the source of this 1037-nucleotide messenger RNA. RefSeq lists its product as uncharacterized. The record is from RefSeq and is a predicted model, not a curated record. NCBI's taxonomy places the organism in Eukaryota, Viridiplantae, Streptophyta, Magnoliopsida, Rosales, Rosaceae. Gene Ontology annotation, cellular component: chloroplast.